Molecule: messenger RNA, 1629 nt
Organism: Coniosporium apollinis CBS 100218
Lineage: Eukaryota; Fungi; Ascomycota; Dothideomycetes
Exons: 3
Coding region: 1-1629 (542 amino acids)
Biological process (GO): carbohydrate transport; transmembrane transport
Cellular component (GO): membrane
Molecular function (GO): carbohydrate:proton symporter activity
Source: RefSeq, a predicted model, not a curated record
AUGGAAAACGAAAAGGACCUAAAGACCCCGACCUCAGACUCCUCAGUGGGGCAUGUGGAGUUUGUUGUUGGUCAUCCAGAUUUCGACGAGUCGGCGGUCAGUUGGUACAAACAACCUAUGCUCCGGAGGCUAUACUUCAUGAUGCCACUCUUGUUUCUUGGUUCCACCACGCUUGGGUAUGAUGGCAGCCUUCUCAAUGGUCUUCAGACAAUGCCGUCCUGGCAAGAUUUUUUUCAUCAUCCAACUGGCGCACUCCUCGGUAUUUAUGGUGCCAUUCCGGGCUUCGGCGGCCUCGCUGUUCUGCCAUUUGCACCAUACAUCGCCGAUUACUUUGGCCGACGGAAUGGUACCGCUCUUGGCUGCGUUAUUAUCAUUAUGGGCGCCUUACUGCAAUCGUUCCCUCCCGCUUCGAAUCCCAAAGCGAUGUAUCUGGCAGGACGCUUCUUCAUCGGCUUCGGGAGCAACAUCAGCAACGGAACAUGCCCCUUGCUCAUCACGGAGAUUGCGCACCCCAGACAUCGAGGAAAGCUGACAACAUUGUACAAUACGUUGUGGUAUCUUGGGGCAAUCAUAGCCGCAUGGGUGUCCUACGGAACUCUGACAGGUUAUUCCGGAAAUAUGGCGUGGCGCUUACCGACUGGUCUCCAGUGCUUGAUGCCUGGAAUUCAGCUUCUCACUCUCUACUUCUUCCCGGAGUCGCCACGCUACCUCAUCAGUCGAGGUAGGGAAGCACAAGCAAAGGCAAUCCUCAUCAAGUAUCAUGGAAAUCGAAACGAAAACGAUUCGUUUGUCAAUUGGGAGUUCGCCGAGAUCCGCGACACUUUACGUCUAGAAAGGGAGGCAGCCGCUAAGAAUGGCUGGGCUGAGAUGGUCAGGACCCCCGGUAACCGCAAGCGAUGCAUCUUGAUCAUCCUUACUGCCAUCUUCUCUCAAUGCUCUGGCAACGGACUGGUGUCCUAUUAUCUGUCGUCCAUCUUGAAGACAAUCGGUAUCACCGAUCCCAAACAGCAAGCUCUUAUCAACGGUGGCCUCACAAUCUGGAGCUGGCUCGUCUCCCUCUGCUUCGCCUUCACAGUUGACAAGAUCGGCCGCCGCGUCCUUUUCCUCGGUGCCGGCGUUGGUAUGCUCAUAUCAUUCACGAUCUGGACAGCCUGUAGCGCUGUGUACGAAAAAUCAGGCAGCUCUGCAGCCGGCUACACAGUGCUCGCAAUGAUCUUCCUGUUCUACGGCGUCGCUGGACUUGCGUGGCCGGGUUUGACCGUGUCAUAUACGGUAGAGAUCUUACCAUACCAAAUCAGGGCCAAGGGGUUGACGCUAUGCUUCUGCUUCACGGCAUUGAGCGGAGUGUUCAAUCAGUAUGUCAACCCAAUCGGAAUUGAGAACCUGAGAUGGAAGUUCUAUUUCUUUUACAUUGCGAUCUUGGUUAUUGAGUGCUUGGUCAUCUAUUUCUACUUCGUAGAGACUCGGGGACCGACACUGGAAGAGAUUGCUCAGCUCUUCGAUGGGGAUUAUGCAGCGAUAGCAGCAGCUAUGCCAGUGUCGAGGAAUGCGUUAGUGGCAGAUGUAGAGAAGGAAUUGGAGAGAAGGGCGAGCGUUUACAACGCCACGACACAUUCUAUUACUAAGUAG